AUGUUCAAAUACUUUUAUUUAUUGCUUUUCUUUUCAAAAUUAUGUGGAAUAUGUCAGAAUUUAACUUUCAAUACUACAACUGAUACUACUACUAUUCCCACCACUUCUACUUCAUAUGUUACAUCAAAAGUUGCUAGUAACAAAUCCAUUCCGGUUAAAGGAAUUCUCCUAGGUGUUGGUGUGCUUACUGGAAUUUUAUUUGUUCUAAUAUUAUGUAUAAAGUGUUGUAAGCCUGAUAACUUAAGUAAUGGUAUUAAUCGAAUUAAAAUGUCCUUUUCGCAUCAUGAUGAAACCAAAAUUUGGACGCCAAAUUUAGAAAAUGAAACUACUCAGGAAUAUGGAACUUCGCAAUAUAACAUUAAUACACAUAAUUUAAAUGAAAAUGCACCAGCAAGUAGUUCUACGUCUAAAACUCCUCCAAUUAUCAAGGUUAAUGCAUCAGUCAACUCUGAAAACCAAGUAGAUGAUGGAAACGAAUGGCAUACUAUACCAAACGAUCCUGAACUAGUGAAUGAGGAAAAGAUGUGA
This is a messenger RNA of Schistosoma turkestanicum, 528 nucleotides long. The record is from the annotation of a GenBank genome assembly. Lineage: Eukaryota; Metazoa; Platyhelminthes; Trematoda; Strigeidida; Schistosomatidae.